Penicillium verhagenii is the source of this 1434-nucleotide messenger RNA. RefSeq names its product Zn(II)2Cys6 transcription factor. The transcript is spliced from 4 exons. Bases 1 to 1434 code for a protein of 477 amino acids. The record is from RefSeq and is a predicted model, not a curated record. Lineage: Eukaryota; Fungi; Ascomycota; Eurotiomycetes; Eurotiales; Aspergillaceae. Gene Ontology annotation, biological process: regulation of DNA-templated transcription. Gene Ontology annotation, molecular function: zinc ion binding; DNA-binding transcription factor activity, RNA polymerase II-specific.
AUGGUUGGUGUGCCUCGAAGCAGAGGCUGUCACCUUUGCGUCAAGCGCCGGGUCAAAUGCGAUGAAAGAGCCCCAGGAUGUUCAAAAUGUGAGACAUAUGGGCAGCCAUGUCCUGGAUAUGACAAGGGCUUCAAGUUCAUUGCCGGGAAGCCUUACCGAACUCGGCGUCGCCCUCCUGGAACUGAAUGUGCGAGAUCCAACGCCACCAGCCCAGACUCGUCAAGCUCAAGCUUAAGCUUCAGUUCAGGGGAGACCAAAGCAAACACCCAAUGGAUGAUCCAAAGUGAAAUCCCACCCACUGUGGUCUCGGUUGACAUGAAUGUCUUACAGACCCUAGGCGCUCUCAUUGAGGACUUUUCAUCGCCCGGUGUUUCGAAUGCCCCCAACUAUGUGAUGGCCAGCUGGUUUGAACUCCUUCCGUCCAUCUAUGGCCAGAACCGAGCUUUGGAUGCGGCUAUUAAAUCCUUUACAGCACAUCAUUUUGGUCGGGGCUUCCAAAGCCAGGAAAUGACCAUUUAUGCUCGAUUUACCUAUGGGGAAGCAUUACACUGGCUCCGUAAGGCUCUAGUGAGCCCUUCUGAAUCGCUUUCCUCAAAUAUCUUCUGUGCUGUCGUGUUGAUGUGCAUGUAUGAGCUCUUUACGGAUACCGAGGAUCCAGACUCGUGGAUGAAACACGCAAAGGGGCUUGGUCACCUAGUCAAAGCCCGAGGACCUGAACGUUACUGCAAUCAGCUUGAUAUCUCUCUGUUGAAAACUGCCCGAGGGUUAAUAGUCAUGCACUCAAUGUUCGCUGGCGAAGAUUGCUUCUUGGCAUCCAAUGACUGGCAUUACAUGAUGAAGCAGCAACACGUUGGCAGCUUGCCAUUGGAUUAUCACAACUGCAUCGAAGAUUUCUUUGCCCAUUUUACUCGCUCUCCGCGCAUUGUGCACAGCAUUUACCGUUUGAGAGACAAGAAUUUCGCAGAUCCUGAAGUCUUACGGGAUAUAUCAGAAGCUCUGACCCAGGUUUUGGAUAUGCAGAGUAGGUUGGCUUGUUGGUAUGAGGAAUGGUCUCGGGUUUCCUUCCCUCCGGUUGAGGCCCCCUCGGCGACGGGCGAUGCUUUAUACCCAAUCAUCUUGAUCUACGCAGACCUGAUUGACGCAUCAGUAUACUGUGGCUACUAUGCUUACAUGAUCAUUAUUCACGAAGCCUUGAAACUUUUUGGAUAUCCAGGUCCCCAUGAGACUAUGAUUUCUUACUUUCGAGAUCAGAUUUGCAGAUCUAUUGAAUAUGCAGCCUUUGGUGCACUUGGCCCCUUUCGAAUUGGAUUUUCUGUGCGGGUCGCGAUUGAGACCGCAGAUGACGUGAAGAGAUCCUGGCUUUUAGAUCGAUUGCAAGAAUUCUCAAAGUCCUACGCAGCAGCCAAGCCAGAGAACUACAAGCCAAUUGAAUAA